AUGGUACACUCUACAACCGUACACACACAAUACACACACAAUACACACAGGUAUCUCCACUACAAUGAGAUCCACUACAUCCCUGCCAGCCUCUUUGACAAUUUGGCGGCGUUAACGGAACUGUAUCUAUACGGCAACAGGCUCAAAGUGAUUGAGCAAGACACCUUCAGCGGCACAAAGGCGCUGUCUUAUCUGAUGAUUGGAGAUCAGAACAAUGCUCUGGCCACUCUGCCGUACCAAGUGUUCGAGGGCCUGAACAACCUGAACUAUCUAUACAUUAGUCAAAACACCAAGUACAGUACCUGCAUCUGGGGCUCUACAAGAACCGAACCGCCCGGACUCCUGACACCCCUAACAUAUGCACCGGAAGCACAGUGUGUACCUGUCGCCCCCACCGUAACUGCCACACCCACAGUCACACCCACUGUCUCUCUCACGCCCAGCACCAGCCCCUCCAACUCAGCCUCACCCACUCAUACCCCCGACAGCCGUUCACCCACCCCCACCCCCACCCCCACCACCACUCCGAGUGGGUCUGUCAGUCGCUCGGGUACCCCAGCCCUCUCUGAGUCCCCUACACUGUCCCACUCGCCUACCACCAGCCUUACACCAAGCAUGACCCCCACCCCUUCCCCCACCGCCCCGGGUGCCUGUGCCUCCAACCCCUGCGCCCCGGAUGAGGUGUGUACUGGGACCGGUACCAAAACCUUUGCGUGUGGGCAGAGCACGUGGGUGCGAACCACCGUCGCCGAUACGUCCGUGCGGAAGGCGGGCGUUGGCAUGGCAACCAUGGGGGCAGACUAUUACAGCGUCUACUUCCGCGAGAGCGGAGACGGGUACACGUUCCUGACCUCCAGCGCCACGGCGGUCGCCGAUGUGACAGGCCUAACCGCUGCGACUACCGGCACUGAGCCUGCCGCUGUGGUUACCUCCGGGGACACUGUGUUCUAUCUGUUGCGCUUGGACGCGCUCCUUCGUGUGUACCAGCUCACCGGUGCGGGGGUGUUUGCGCAAGUGGGGAACGACAUCUCCAGUGUAGGGGGAGUCCAGUACUUUGACCUGGCCAUCCGGUCCGGUUCGAGCCACGGGUUUGCCCUGUUGGUGGUAUACAGCCAGGACAACACGGUCCAGGCCCGGUCCUAUGACCCGGUUUCGGACACAUGGCUGUCCUCGCCCUUCCAGACUGGGACCGGUCCGGUCAGGUACUGUAAAGGGGUGUACGAUGAGAGCAGUCCGGUGUGGGGCUAUCUGGUGACUGAUGCCACGGUGCCUGAGUCUCCGACGGCGUCGUGGCCGCUGGUAGUAGCUCGGCAUGAAGGGGGGGGGGUAUCUACCAUAUACACCGCCAGUAAUGUGGGACAGUUUGCCCUGUCCCGAGACGAGGUGCAGGCGGACGGGAGUGUACCGUACAUAUACAUAGCCCAUUCGGACACGGUUGCCAUGGUGAUCCAGGUGCAGCGGCGCCCCACCGGGUCAGCCACGAACGCCACCCAGGUCUCCUGCGGGCCUAUCUCCACUACCAACAGCGUAUACGAUCUGCGGAUGGGCGUGGCCAACGGUCUCAUAUACAUCGCCUACUACGACAGCACAGAUGAAGUCCUGUCCGUAACCACGUGCGCCACUGACAACACAAACAGUGCGUGGCGGUUGGUUGGGUCGCCGUACUAUGGCGCAUACGACCGGACGUCCUGGGCCUUUGACGUGUGGCGGGACGCUCAGACAGACAGGGCCCGCAGACGCCAGGUGGUCACCUUCACCACAGACGCCGUCCCACUCAUCACCACCAUCGAAGCGGAUGAGAGUAUAACCGUGGCCGAGCUCCGCACGGCUGUGGUGAGUCUCUCACCCACACCCUCACCCACACCCUCACCCUCACCCACACCCACCACGACGCUGUCGGUCAAUGGAAGUGCAACUGGUUCACCCGCGCCUUCGUCUACGUCCGCUGCAAGUGCGAGUCCCAGUCCCAGUCCUAGUGUAGAUCUCUCCAAUAAUAACAUACAGCUGCUGUCCUCCGCCACAUUCAACUUGGCAACGCUAAACGACUUAGACCUGAGCCAGAAUUCUUUAACCGAUCUCCAGAACGGCGUUUUCAGUGGUUUAAGUGAGAUCCAAAAAUUAUCCCUGAGCUUAAACACCAUUACUUUGCAAAGCACCUUCCUGUCGGACCUCAACACUCUACAAGAAUUCUCGUGUGCCGAGUGUGGUUUUACGCAAAUGGACGUGCGCCAGUUUGAGUCCAACCCCAAUCUACAGAAACUGGAUAUGUCGGCGAAUGAAAUCACCUCAUUGUCAAGUGGUACCUUCGAUCUCAACUUGGGUCUGCAAAAUUUGGAUUUAUCUGCAAAUAGGCUAUCUACAGUGCCUGCGAACCUGUUCGCCAACAAUGUUGAGCUGCUAAAUCUAGACAUGUCAUUCAAUGAGAUCACCUUUUUGGAUUCGACCACGUUCUUGACAAACACGAAGCUUCUGAAUCUAUUUUUGCAACUCGAUGGUGUCUUCGAGCUCCCUCCGAAUAUCUUUACCAAUCUUGCUGAGCUCCAAGUUCUGACUAUCGACUUUGCUAAGUUGCCUCUCACCAGGUGCAUCUGGGGAAGUACUGGGCUACCUCCAAUCAGCUACCAGCGCGAGGCAUUCUCAUAUGACACUGCCGUUUGCACCUCACCUUCAGCCACACCGUCCAGCUCAUUCAGUCCGACACCCAGUACGACAUUCAGUCCUACACCCACCCCGAGUGUAUCCCCUAGUAUGAGUCCGUUUGCUUCGGCAAAUCCUGAUCCUGAUCCUGAGACGCCUACCCCCACACCAUCACCCACACCAAGUCCCAGUCCAAUGGGAUCGCCAUUGCCGUAG
This is a messenger RNA of Sphaeroforma arctica JP610, 2853 nucleotides long. RefSeq lists its product as hypothetical. Bases 1 to 2853 code for a protein of 950 amino acids. The transcript is spliced from 15 exons. Lineage: Eukaryota; Ichthyosporea; Ichthyophonida. The record is from RefSeq and is a predicted model, not a curated record. Gene Ontology annotation, molecular function: protein binding.